Messenger RNA from Lathyrus oleraceus (garden pea), 1565 nucleotides. RefSeq lists its product as uncharacterized. The record is from RefSeq and is a predicted model, not a curated record. Gene Ontology annotation, molecular function: magnesium ion binding; holo-[acyl-carrier-protein] synthase activity. Gene Ontology annotation, cellular component: cytosol. Lineage: Eukaryota; Viridiplantae; Streptophyta; Magnoliopsida; Fabales; Fabaceae. The coding region runs from base 339 to 1325 and encodes 328 amino acids. The transcript has 9 exons.
UUAUUAAAAUAAUCUUGUUUUGUGUUACCUCUAUCAUUCUCCGCCAGACGUGAAUCCUCGCCGAGCCUCCGUCCGUUGACGCCACUUUUGUAACGUUUGACAUAGCAAAAUAAGCAGCCGCCACUGUAAUUCAAGCACGCCAUUGGUUUGUAUUGUGAUUUUUCAUUUCUUCUUCACCUUUCCUCCUAUUUCUACUGUAAAAAAAGUUCAUUGUAGCGAAAUGCAUCCGAGGCAGUCGUGACAAAGAUGCGGGCCGUGAUCUGCCGCUUUUUCUGCGAUUAACUAUCUAGUCUAGUGAUACGAUCGAGACAUCAGGUAUUGUUUGGUCCUGAGUAUGCAUGAGUUCAAUGCUUUGUAGCAAACGACCGUUAAUGAUGAACAUAUAUUGCUUUGGAAGGAAUCUUACCACUGCAUCAUGCUCUUUGUCUCCAGUGCAACUUCCAGCACAAAAAGAAGCACAUCUUUGGUAUGUUUUACCUGAUGAGGUAAAGUGCCCAAACCUAUUGAACAGAUGUUUUGAAAUAUUAUCACCUUGUGAGAAAGAAAAUGUACUCCGUAUGCGCGGGGAAGAGCUGAAGAAAAGUGCACUCCUAGCUCGUGCAUUGGUUCGCACUACAUUAGCAAGAUACCAGACAAAUUGUCAGAUUGAUCCAAAAUCCUUGAAGUUUAGGAAGAACAAUUAUGGCAAGCCUGAGGUAGACUGGCAAUAUGCUGAUGAUUGGAACCUACCACCACUACAUUUUAAUAUCUCGCACACUUCUUCUUUGAUAGCAUGUGGAGUAACUGUGGGCUCACCGAUUGGUAUUGAUGUGGAAGAGAAGCAAAGGAGGUUAAAGAAUGACAUUUUAGCCUUUGCACGUCGAUACUAUUCUCCCCAUGAAGUAGAAAUGCUGGCUCACAUUGAGGAUCCCGAGCUACGACGUCAUGAGUUUAUAAAAUUAUGGACUCUGAAGGAGGCAUAUGUUAAAGCACUCGGAAGGGGCUUCUCAGCUUCACCUUUUAAUACUUUCACUAUUCGAUUAAGAGACCAUAUGAAAGAAGGCAUCCACGUUCUUCCUCAUGUAAUUUCUAAGGAAAAUGAAAUUUCUGCUGAGCCUUCUGGUGACCUUGAGAAUCUCUCAAGCAAUUGGCAUUUUGUGCUUUUAGAGUUACUUGGUUCUCAUUAUGCUGCUGUUUGCAUAGAAAAGGACAGCACAAAUGAAGACAAAGGUAGCAUUCCAGUAAAUAUGACGAUACGGAAAACAAUUCCAUUUGUUGAAGACGAAUGUAUUUCUGGAACCGAUACUGUGGCAGUGAUUGGGGGCUUGAGUAAACUGCUAGUUUAGUAGUGAGAUUCUAUAAUAAAAUGGAAGUUUGCCAAUUACCUUUUAGAAUCAGUGUUCUAGUUUAUUUUAGAGCUAAAUUUUUCUUGACUGGGAAGGCUCUGAGAUGCUAUCUACUGAAGUUUUAGAGUAUGAUGUUUUUCCCCGUUUGUCUCGCUGAACAUGUUGCACUUGCAGAAAAUAACAAAUUUUUAAACAAAUUUUUAUUGCAAUAAUUUAUGUAAAAAUUUAUACUUUGAAUAA